AUGCGGAUCUUCGACGAGACCAGCACAAGCGAUGAGGCACUUCCUGUUGACGAACCUGCUAAUGCGGGAGCGCGGCCUCAUAGCGGCGGCGGUGCAUCCGGUUACAUCUUCGACACGGGGCUAGGCACGCAUCUCAACGUAAGCACUGGCGACCCCGGCAAGAUGUUCACCGGGCUCGAGAAGGUCACGCUGCGGAACGCGAGUCGCGCAUGGUACCGGAAGGGGCCGUCGACGACGCUCGUGACGGCGCUGGUCCCGGACAUGGAGGAUCCGCAGCCCGCAUACCUGGUGGACUGCAGCUCCGAAGAGCCGUACGAGUAG
Messenger RNA from Anthostomella pinea, 321 nucleotides. The record is from the annotation of a GenBank genome assembly. NCBI's taxonomy places the organism in Eukaryota, Fungi, Ascomycota, Sordariomycetes, Xylariales, Xylariaceae.